Molecule: messenger RNA, 3719 nt
Organism: Paramuricea clavata
Lineage: Eukaryota; Metazoa; Cnidaria; Anthozoa; Malacalcyonacea; Plexauridae
Source: the annotation of a GenBank genome assembly
AUGUGGUAUGCACAGAUUGUAUGCUAUAAUGUUUAUGUACCAUUAUUAUUGAGACUUUCAAAUGAUGUUGAGGAAAAUCCAGGUCCCACCGAUGUUAAUGAAAUAGUUGAUCCUACUUUUACAGUUUGUGCAGAUUUUAAUCAAGGUAAUGCAUCAAUGUUUGGAAGUAACGCUGGUAAACAAUGUGUUGCAAUGUCGAUCUAUGCGAUUUUAUACAAUGAAAUAAAGUCUAUAAACAUCUGGGAUACAUCAAUUAUGAAUAGAAUUCUAAUUAAUGGAAACAGUCUUUAUAGUUUCAUUAGUCAGCAUGUUCAAAAAGAUUUCUUGUUGCUCACAGAGGUACCAGAGAUGGUCUCAAUCGAUACAAAUACUUUUUGUUUAGAAUACAGUGAGUCCUUUUCUGGGGCUUUAUUAAUGGAUCAUAACAAUGAACCUCAUGUUACACUUGAACAUUCUUUUAAUCAAGUAUUUGGUAUUGGUAAUUACAAAACAUGUUUACUAACUAUAGGAGCAAAUACUGUUGCUGUGUUUAUGCCCUUUCCAGAUGUGUUUAAAAUUUUUGACUCUCAUUCACUAGAUAUGCAUGGAAUGCAAUUUGCAAACGGAUAUAGCGUAUUGAUUUCUGUUGAGGGACUUGAGAACCUUGUGAAUUUUUUUCAACUCACUAGAAACUCUGACAGCCAGAAUUUUGGCAACUUAUUUGAAUUAAAAGGUGUUAAAUGUCAUAAAAGCAAUGACCUAUCAAACAGCUUAACUGCAGGGAAUUUUUACAAUACAUCCACCAAAGAAAAUGAACUAUCAAAGGAAAAUACAAAUAUCAGGCUUGCAAAACAAAGGGAUUGGAAGGCAGCUCAGCGAAAAAUUGAGUCGAUUGAAAAAAAAGAAAAAGGCUUCUAAAAUGUAAAGCAUACCAGAGAGCUAAAAGACAAAAUGAGUCUGUUGUAGAAAAGGAAAAAAGACUUGCAAAGGAAAGAGAUUAUAGAAGAGCACGGCGAAAAAAUGAAACAUCAGAACAAAGAAAACAAAGAUUAGCAAAAGUAAGAGCUUAUAAAAAUUCAACUAAAGAAACCAAGUCUAGCCCUAAUGUGCACCAACAACAGGAUGAUGAGUUAUUACACUUAAUAGAUAAAUUUCAUAAAUCUGUUUCAACAGGUCCGUUAUACAUAUGCUCAUGUUGUGACCAGUUAUGGUAUAAACAUAGUGUUUGUCCUGCUGAUAGACUGAGAUUGUCCAAUACAAAUUCUAUACAGUAUUUGCAAGGAAUCAAGAGUGUAGAUAAUAUUGAGUGGCUUUGUUUGACUUGUAACAACCAUUUGAAAAAAAAUAAACUACCACCAUGUGCAAUUGCAAAUGGCUUCAAAUUUCCAACAAAACCUGAAUUCUUUGAUUUAAAUGAGUUGGAAUGUAGAUUAAUAGCACCACGAUUGGCAUUCCAAAAAAUUAUGCAAGCCCCCAGAGGUGGUCAACUUAAAAUAAUAGGAAAUGUUGUCAAUGUUCCAGCAGAUGUUUGCAAUACUGUUAAUAUGCUACCCAGAUUAGCACAGGAUACUGGUACUAUAAAAGUUCAGUUAAAACGCCGACUGCAGUAUAAAAGUUCUGCGCUGUCUUUAAAUGUAAGACCUAACAAAGUCAUGCAAGCAGCUGCUUGGUUAGUAAAUACUAGUGAUUUAUAUAGAGAGCAAGGAAUAAGCUUUGAUCAGAACUGGAUAACAUACUUUGAUCCAACAAUAUCAAAUGAAGAAUGUGGCAAUGAGAAUACAAAUAGUUUAGUUGAUCAAACUACUUUAGCUGCUCCAGAAGAUGAAUGGAGUGAGGAUGAAGCAGAGACACCUGCUGGCGUAACUGAUACUAUGCUAACUGCUGCAGAUUUUUUAGAUGAUAAUGAACGACAACACAUAUACAAUGUUGCACCAGGAGAAGGUAGUAGACCACUCAGUAUAUUUAGAGAUCAGUUUUCAGAGGAAUGAAUUAGCUUACCCUGGAAUAUUCUUAGGUCAGAAAAGACCAGAUGAGAAACAAAGACUGAAAACUGUUUAUUACAGUGAAAUAUGCAAAUCAGAACUUAGAAGGUCUGAUCGACGAGCUGCAAUGUGUAUUGAGAACAUAUUUUUUAAGGCUAAAAAAUUACAAAUGAAAUUAUUACUGGGACAAUCGCAAGUUGCUCUCCGAAAAUGUAAAGUGGGAAAUAGAACAAUUACUGCUGGGCAAUUGAAAACACCGGAAGGCUUAGCAAAUUUAAUUAGCCAUGAUGAAGGUUACAAAUUUUUACGAGCCUUGAGAGGUGUUCUCCACCUUACUUUGAAAAAGCUAAAAAAGACUUGUUUGCUAUGAUUCGGCAGUUAGGGCCAGCAUCACUAUUCUGUAGUUUUUCUUCUGUGGAGACAAAAUGGAUCCAUUUAUUAAAAAUCCUUGGUAAACUUAUUGAUCACAAAGACUAUAGUGACGAAGAUUUAGAAAAUCUUACAUGGGAUGAAAAGUGUAGACUGAUCCAAAGUGACCCAGUAACAUGUGCAAGGCAUUUUGACUACCAAUUCAAUACUUUUUUAAAACAAUUUUAAAUGAGUGAUAUUGCUCCUCUAGGAAAAAUAAAAGAUUGGUUUUACAGGGUUGAAUAUCAACAGCGAGGCUCGCCUCAUAUUCACAUGUUAAUAUGGCUUGAAAGUUCACCUGUAUUUGGUGUUGAUAAAGAUGAAGAUGUUACUGCAUUCAUUGACAAAAUAAUUACUUGUAGUAAACCAGUAAAUAACUCAGAAUGAAUUCAACUUGUAAACAGGCAAACUCACAGGCACUCCCACACAUGCCAAAAAAGGUAAAAAAAUGUUUGUAGAUUCAACUACCCUCAGCCACCAAUCAGAUCUACACAGAUACUUUAUCCACUUGAUGAUGAUACUUCUCAGAGUGUCAUAAGAAACACAAAAGACUUGUGGAAAGAUAUAAAAAAUAAACUGAAUGAUCUAAAAGAGGGUAAAGUCAUUACAUUUGACCAGCUUCUAAAAGAGCUGAAUGUUUCAGAACGUGAAUAUAUUCUUGCUGUUCGAUCGUCCCUUAAUUGUCCAACAAUAUUUCUAAAACGAAGUCCGAAUGAAUUACGAAUAAAUAAUUAUAAUCCUGCAUGUCUCCAUGCGUGGAGAGCUAACAUGGACAUUCAAUUUGUGCUUGAUGUUUAUGCUUGUGCAAUGUACAUUGUCUCAUACAUUUCAAAGGCACAAAAAGGAAUGAGUGAGUUGUUACGAAAAGCUUGUGCUGAAGCUAAAGAGGGCAAUUCCAGUAUAAAGCAGCAGGUUCGUGAUAUUGGAAACAAGUUCUUAAACUCUGUAGAAAUAAGUGCACAAGAGGCAGUGUAUAUCAUUCUUCAACUUCCAAUGCGCAAGUCUUCUCGAAAUGUGGUGUUCAUUAACACAUCUCUAUCAUGUGAUCGGGUUGAACUGCUGAAACCGUUAAGUGAAAUUGAGAGAAUGUCAGAUGAAUCUGAAGAAAUCCAUUCAGGUGGUCUUUUCAAACGAUAUGUUGAACGACCAGAUUGUUUACAAAAUGUUACAUUAGCUGACUGGGCAGCAUGGUAUGACUCUUGUGGACAAAGCAAAUAUAAAAAAACACUAAAAAAUUCAGAUGUUGACAACCUUCCAUUGGAAGAUGAAGAUGAGAAUAAUGAUGAUGAACUUUGUCAUGAAAAGAUUGAAAGUUGCAUUACGUCUAAAAAAUCAAUUAAAAAAAGAUAG